Molecule: messenger RNA, 4416 nt
Organism: Saccharomyces eubayanus
Lineage: Eukaryota; Fungi; Ascomycota; Saccharomycetes; Saccharomycetales; Saccharomycetaceae
Gene: MYO4
Product: myosin 4
Exons: 1
Coding region: 1-4416 (1471 amino acids)
Biological process (GO): vesicle transport along actin filament; actin filament organization
Cellular component (GO): myosin complex; cytoplasm; vesicle
Molecular function (GO): microfilament motor activity; actin filament binding; ATP binding
Source: RefSeq, a predicted model, not a curated record
AUGUCUUUUGAAAUAGGUACUAGGUGCUGGUAUCCACACAAAGAACAAGGUUGGAUAGGCGGUGAAGUCACUCAAAAUGAGUUUUGUGACGGUGCAUACCAUUUGGAGUUGAAGUUGGAGGACGGUGAGACUGUGUCCAUURAAACAGACAGCUUGGAAGACGAUGGUCACCAUCCAACGUUGCCGGUACUGCGAAACCCUCCUGUCUUGGAAUCCACUAAUGACUUGACCACGCUAUCGUAUUUGAACGAACCUGCGGUGUUGCAUGCGAUAAAGAAAAGGUACUUGAACUCGCAGAUUUACACUUAUUCUGGUAUUGUUCUUAUUGCUACGAACCCCUUUGCUGRAGUCGACCAUCUGUACUCUCGCGAGACUAUACAGAGCUAUUCCACCAAACGUAAGGACGAAUUGGAACCGCAUCUUUUUGCCAUUGCAGAGGAGGCGUACAGGUUAAUGACUAAGGAAAAUGCCAAUCAGACGAUUGUCGUUAGUGGUGAGUCUGGUGCUGGUAAGACCGUGUCUGCUAAAUACAUUAUGAGGUAUUUCGCCUCAGUGCAAGAAAUCAACGAUCAAGAAGGAAAAAUGGAGAUGUCUGAGAUCGAGAGCCAAAUUCUGGCUACGAACCCCAUUAUGGAAGCCUUUGGGAAUGCAAAGACCAUUAGAAACGAUAAUUCAUCGCGGUUCGGUAAGUACUUGCAAAUUUUAUUCGAUGGCGAUACCACUAUCAGAGGGUCCAAGAUCAGGACAUACCUUUUGGAAAAAUCCAGAUUGGUUUACCAACCGGAAACAGAAAGGAACUACCAUAUUUUCUAUCAAAUGUUGGAAGGUUUACCAGAACCCUUGAAACAAGAAUUGCAUUUGUCAUCUGCCAAAGACUACCAUUAUACAAAUCAGGGUGGACAACCGGAUAUAGUCGGUGUAGAUGAUGCAGAAGAAUACCGGAUAACAACCGAUGCCCUGUCAUUGGUCGGCAUAAACCACGAGACUCAGUUUGAGAUCUUCAAGGUCCUUGCAGGUCUGUUACACAUUGGUAACAUCGAAAUGAAAAUGACAAGAAACGAUGCAUCUUUGUCAUCUGAUGAACCAAAUUUACAAAUUGCGUGUGAAUUACUAGGAAUCGAUUCCGUCGAGUUUGCCAAAUGGAUUGUCAAGAAGCAAAUUGUCACCAGAUCUGAAAAAAUCAUCACUAACCUAAAUUAUAAUCAGGCAAUAAUUGCCAAGGACUCUGUGGCAAAGUUCAUCUAUUCUACGCUUUUUGAUUGGUUGGUAGAUAAUAUCAAUAAAACCUUAUACGAUCCUAAACUGGACCAACAAGACCAGGUUCUUUCCUUUAUUGGUAUCCUAGAUAUUUAUGGGUUUGAGCAUUUUGAAAAAAACUCGUUUGAACAGUUUUGUAUAAACUAUGCUAAUGAAAAAUUACAACAAGAGUUCAAUCAACACGUUUUCAAAUUAGAGCAAGAAGAAUACGUUAGGGAAGAAAUCGAAUGGUCUUUCAUCGAAUUUACCGAUAACCAACCUUGCAUAGAUUUGAUUGAAAAUAAGCUAGGUAUACUUUCCCUUUUAGAUGAAGAGAGUGGAUUACCAUCGGGUUCCGAUGAAUCAUGGACCUCGAAACUAUACUCCACUUUCAACAAGCCGCCCUCUAACCAAGUCUUCUCUAAACCCAGAUUUGGACAGACUAAAUUCAUAGUGAGCCACUAUGCCAUUGAUGUCGCAUAUGAAGUGGAAGGUUUCAUUGAAAAAAAUAGGGACAGUGUUUCCAUGGGUCACUUGUGUGUUUUCAAAGCCACAACAAACCCAAUUUUCAAGCAGAUUUUGGAAAAUAGAGACACCAAGGAAAGUAAUGCGUCUCAAGAACAAGAUGCCAAAACAACCACAGUAGUUCCAACAAGACUAAGUCAAAAGAAGCCAACUUUGGGGUCCAUGUUCAAAAAAUCCUUAAGUGAAUUAAUGGCAAUCAUCAAUUCCACUAAUGUCCAUUAUAUUCGUUGCAUAAAACCAAAUUCUGAGAGAUCAUCCUGGGAAUUCAAUAACUUAAUGGUCUUAUCUCAGUUGAGAGCAUGUGGUGUAUUGGAAACAAUCAGAAUUUCGUGUGCAGGGUUCCCAUCGAGAUGGACUUUUGAAGAAUUUGUUCAAAGAUAUUACAUCUUAACAAACCAUGACCAGUGGAGUAGGAUCCUUUAUAAUUCAGAUGUUUCAAAAGAAGAAAUCGUUGAGUUUUGCCAACUUAUAUUAGAUGCUUCUAUCAAUGAUGUAACCAAGUAUCAAAUUGGUAACACCAAGAUUUUUUUCAAAGCUGGAAUGCUUGCAUUUUUGGAAAAAAUUAGGACCAAUAUAAUGACUAAAAUUUGCACUUUAAUUCAAAAAAAGAUGAGAGCAAGAUACCAUAGAAAGCAAUAUUUGCAAAUUUUAUUAUCAAUUAGGAGAUGCCAAAAUCAAAUCAGAAGUCAUUUGGUUCGUGCAAGGGUCGAUCGUGAACUAAAGACACGUGCAGCCAUCUUAAUCCAAUCCAACAUCAGAGGUCAUUGGAAACAUCAAUACUUCAAAGACGCUGUUAGCCAGGUAAUAAAACUGCAGUGUACCUGUAAAGGAAAAUUGAUACUCGAAUAUGUAGAUAAACAAUUUACACGCAUGGCUACAAUUACCAUCCAAAACCAUAUUAGAUCGUACGGACACAAGAUGCAUUACAGAACAAUGAAAAAGAGCUCCGUAUUGAUGCAGAGCGUCAUAAGAAGGCAGUUGGCACAAAACAAAUAUACAGAAUUGAAGAGGGAAGCUGAGGAACGCAAUAUUAAAACAAAUUAUGGAAUCGGGCUAUUAGAAGAAGCUAUUGAAUUCAGAAACUCGUUCAUUUUGGGUUUAGAAACCUUAAAUGACUCAUAUACAAGAUUAACGCAAUUGCUACACGGUGAUUUAUCCAAUGUUCCUUCUGAGGAAAGGCACGAAUACGAAAUGCUAGUGAGCGGUUACAAUAGCAAGCUCUUCGAGCUAAAAACCUUACAAGGUGAAAUUAUGAGAACUUUGGAUGAACAAAACAAUCUAAAGGAGAGGAAGAAAAAGCAGUCUGCUAUGAUCCGUUCGCAUAGACAAAAUUCAACUGCUAGCAAAAGUAAGAAAUUCUUAAGUCUAGGCGAUGAGGUCAAUAAGAUGAAGCAAGAACUAUCGUUUAUCGAAAAUGUAUUAACGCAGGAUUUUACUGCUACUUAUUCCACUAGCAAGAAUGAUAAAAUGAAAGGUCUAGGAAUCACAGGACAGCAGAAAAGAUCAAAGUUGGUCAAUGUGAUCCGUAGAGAAUCAGGGAAUCCCGAUUUACUAGAAUUAUUGAUGGAUUUGAAUGGAUACACAUUAGAAAUUACAGAAAGUUUCUUGAAAAAAAUUAAUGUUUCUGAAUUAGAUGAAAACAGCGCCUUGGGUCCUGUACAAGCCAUCAGUACUAUUGUGAACAGUCUAGUGAGACACGGGUUACUGAUCCAAACCAGCAAGUUCAUGUCAAAGGUGUUGUUGACCUUUGAAAGCAUUGUUAUGACUUUACCAAGGGACAAAACCAUGGUGGGCGGUAUCUUUUGGUUAAGUAAUCUUUCGCGAUUCCCGCCGUUUGUUGCAAAUCAGAAAACACUGUACGAUGGGAAUGGCAAGGAUGAGAAAGAUAGACUGACUUUAGUAUAUCUGAAUGAGCUGGAGAAUGAAUCGGUCAGGGUAUUUGACAAGAUUUACUCGAUUUGGCUAGUAAAGUUGAUGAAACAAGUUUCAGUGAACAUGAAAAUCAGUGAACUGGUGUUGAACGAAGGCACGUUUGCAACCCCUAGUGGUGAAAAGUUUGCUGAGAUACGGGCAUUUUUAAAUGAUUUCGAUGCAGCUAUGCUUCAAUUCAAAGUCCACGGUACAGUGCGUACGAAGAUUUACAAUGACAUCUCAAAGUAUUUCAACGUAAUGCUAUUCAACGACCUAAUAACCAAAUGUCCCACAUUAAACUGGAAAUACGGGUACGAGGUGGACAAGAACAUCAGACAGUUAAUGGCAUGGUUUGAGCCAAAAACCGACGAUGCGCGUUCUAACCUUAUUCAAACUGUUCAAAGUGUCAAGCUCCUACAGUUCAAAAUAAGCAACCUAAAGGAAUUCAAACUGCUAUUCGAUUUCUGGUAUGCUUUGAACCCUGCACAAAUACAAGCGAUCCUGUUGAAGUACAAACCCACCAGCAAGAACGAAGCCGGCGUACCGAACGAAAUCUUGAACUAUUUAGCCAACUUGGUCAAGAGAGAAAACUCGUUAUUACCUGGAAAGAUGGAGAUCAUGCUCACCAACGAUUUCGACUCUAUUAAGAAGCAUCUGCACGAUGGGGCCGAUGAGAUCCCUCGUGGCUUCGACGCACAAGGCUUAGCCAUCGUCAAUAAAAUUAUAGAAUUAAGUUUAAAAUAG